AUGUCGUUACAAUAUCUGAAAGACAUCACAAACAACUUCUGCAAUGAGAGAAUACUUGGUAGAGGUGGUUCUGGUGUGGUAUAUAAGGGAGUGCUAGGAAACGGGAAAAUGGUUGCAGUGAAGAAGCUUGCACAGUCUAUGUCAAACUCAUUGGAGCAAUUUGAGAAUGAGAUUAAUCUUCUUAUGAAACUAAAGCACCCAAAUAUAGUGCAACUAGUAGGCUACUGUUACGAAACACAGCAUUUACGUAACUAUCAUGAAGGAAAAUUCAUUUUUGCUUGGAACACCGAAUGUUUGCUUUGCUUGGAAUUUCUGCCUAAGGGAAGCCUUGAUAAGUACAUUUCAGAUACAUCUUCCGGACUUGAUUGGCCCACACGCCACCAAAUAAUUGAGGGGAUUUCCUAUGGUCUACAGUACCUCCACGAGCAACCCGAAGGUCCGAUUAUUCACUUGGACCUAAAACCAGCGAACAUACUGAUUGAUGUAAAUAUGAUACCGAAAAUUACAGACUUUGGUCUGUCAAGAAUGUUUGAUAAAAAAACUAUCCACACCGCAAUCACGAGUGGAACAUUAGGUUAUAUGCCGCCGGAAUAUGUACGAGGUAUAAUCACACCUAUGUCAGAUAUAUUCAGUUUGGGUGUAAUUAUCAUGGAGGUAAUAACGGGACACAGGGACUACCCAUAUGAUAUUAGAGAAUCUUCCAUGGAAUUCAUCGAGCUUGAACUGCAAAAAUGGAGAAAUGUGAUGCAAAAAGAACCAGUGUAUACAUCGCUUGAAAUAUAUUGCCAACAAAUAACAAGAUGUAUCCAGAUAGGUCUAAUAUGCGUGAAUCCUGAGCGGACCAAAAGACCUACAGCGAAGAAAAUUAUUGAUAUGCUUCAAGGGUUGGAAAGUAUGGAUUGGUACAUUAGCAACGAGAUAAUUUCUGCUGUUGCAUUGUCCAAGGCCUUGUAUUCUGCUUCAGUGCUUGAUCUAGACACUGUGGCUUGUUUUCUGGCACACCAUGAUAUAAGGUUGGGUCCAAAAAAUACUGCAAAGCCACCAGUGGAGCGUCUGUCAUCCAAGCAUCCUGCCCAAUCUGAAUCAGAAAAGGCACUAACAAGAGUAGAAGGUGACUUGCUGAAGUUUAGACCAACAUUCAAAGUAUACUUGACAUAUCUAACAAUGCGCUUAGCUGCAGUCAAGUGA
Messenger RNA from Triticum dicoccoides, 1188 nucleotides. RefSeq names its product putative receptor-like protein kinase At4g00960. The transcript has 6 exons. Gene Ontology annotation, biological process: protein phosphorylation. The coding region runs from base 1 to 1188 and encodes 395 amino acids. Lineage: Eukaryota; Viridiplantae; Streptophyta; Magnoliopsida; Poales; Poaceae. Gene Ontology annotation, molecular function: protein kinase activity; ATP binding. The record is from RefSeq and is a predicted model, not a curated record.